CGCAUCUGAGAAAGAUGGAUUGACAUCCUCAUUGAAAAGAGGCAAGAAAGGUUUUAAAAAAAGGAGAAAAAGAAGAAGAGAUUAUGAUUUGAAGGUUGGUAUGGCAGCGGGUGACAAACAAAACAACGUCAAAAAUGUUUAAAGCACCACAACAUUCAUUUUCAGAAAGAACAGACGUUUUUUCCACAAAUAACUAUACUAUGGAAAAUUCGUAUUGUCUCUGUGGUCAACCAUACGACCCAAAUAUUUUUAUGAUCCAGUGUGAUGCCUGUAAAGAUUGGUUUCAUAGCAUUUGCUGCAAUUUCCCUGAGUACACAGCUAUCGAAAUAGACAAAUAUCAUUGUCCCAGAUGUGUUCCAACGUUUGGUCCAUCCAUAAGUAAACCUAUUUGCAAUAGGCACAGGCACGAUUACUGGGAUGAUGACUCUUCAACAAAACCUGUACAGACAGGGACUCCUGUAUUUAUAAAAGAGUUAUGUGCUAGGCACUUUGCUCCAGAAACUGAUGUUGUGUUACAUAUCAGAGGGCAGCAAUUAACAGAAACAUUUUUAAAAACACAUGGGUUUAACAGACCUUUUGUCAUAGAUAGUAAAGAUGGCUUGGAUCUGACAAUCCCCCCAGAAAAUUUUAGUGUCUAUGAUGUGGAACAGUUUGUGGGGGGUGACAUGGAAAUAGAUGUAAUUGAUGUUUGUCGUCAAAGUAAUAUUAAGAUGAAACUUAGGGAAUAUGUAGAAUAUUUUAAUAGUAUAAAUCGUACCAGAGUGUUCAAUGUUGUUAGCCUGGAAUUUUCAUCUACAGGACUUGCAUCAUUAAUUGAAGCUCCAAGUAUAGCACGUGCUUUAGAUUGGGCCAACAUUGUUUGGCCUCCCAAUUAUCCUGGAAAACCUCAAGUUCAAAAAUACUGUCUCAUGAGUGUCAAAGAUUCUUACACAGAUUUUCAUAUAGAUUUUGGAGGGACAAGUGUUUGGUACCAUGUUCUGAGAGGUGAAAAAAUAUUCUAUUUUGUUAAACCAACUCCUGCAAAUAUGACUUUAUAUUCCCAGUGGAUGACAUCAACUAAUCAAAGUGAAACAUUCUUUGGAGAUCAGGUUGACCAAUGUGUAAAAUGUGUGAUAAGGCAAGGUCAGACCAUGCUUGUACCAACUGGGUGGAUUCAUGCUGUAUAUACUCCAGUGGAUUCUUUAGUUUUUGGUGGAAAUUUCUUACAUAGUCUUAAUAUUAGUAUGCAAUUAAGUGUAUAUGAAAUAGAGAAGAAAAUUAAAACAGAGCAUAAGUUCCUCUAUCCGAAUUUUGAGAUGAUAAAUUGGUUUUCUGCAGCCUAUUUACUAGAACAAUUAACAGAGAUCAACAUGCAAGAAAGUAGAUGUCCAGACUAUUUUUUAGUAGGAAUAAAGUCUUUACUACAGGCACUGAAACAUUGGAAUACUGAAAAAGAUUAUAAUUUGUCUGUGCGUGAACAGAUACCAGUUACAAUAAACGUCCCAAAGCUUAUAAAAGAUAUAGGCAAAGAAAUUAGACAUGCAGAGAGAUACAUCAUCCAAUUAAAUCCCCCUAAACCAGAGAGGGAGUCGAAACGAAAACGAAAAAAACCUGUAAACAAAGAUUUUGUUGAUUAUUCAUUGUUACCCAAAGGCACUUCUCAAGAUUUUAUGCCCCUCAAUGAGCUACCCCCGCCCCCAGCAACUCCUAUAAAAUAUUCCCGACAGUCCUCCUUGAAGCUCACAUUACCCAAACCUGCAAUGUACCCAUAUGAGAGGUCAGGAACUUCUGCAGAUGAUCCAGCAUUAGUUCCAACAGGCAGACCUUUGGAUACACAGCACUGGUUGAAUAUGCCUUUUGACCGACCACAAGAAACUGUUGCAAUUCACCGAGGUGGAACUGUUUUGAAAUUUAAAUUGGGGUCAAAGGAUAUUCUUCCACAAACAAUUCCCAAUGCACCACCAACAGAUUAUGUGUUCAGAGAUGAUUUGGGUGGAAAUUCUCAAGAUAUUUAUGAUUUUCAUGAUGAUAGUGAUAGAGAUGAAGACUGCUUUAAUUUUACGAUAGACGAAUCCCCACAGAAGAAACCUAAGAAGGCAGGCGUUAAAGUGCGUGCUGCUGCAAAAAAACAUAAAAUUCUGGGAGGAGAUUUAGAAGGAUCUAAUGGAAUUGAAUCUCUAAUUCAAGCCUCUGCCCUGUCAGUACCAUUGACGGUGGAUGGAGGUACAUCCCCAUCGACUCAAGAAGCUAUUGCUGGUAUGCUCUCUAUUAGUCAAAACUGGCCACCAAAUAAAACCCAAAGAAAAAAAUAUGUUCAAAGUCCUAUAGAAGAAAAUGUUAACAAUGUUCAUCAAGAUGAUGAUUACAUUUAUCCAUCUUUAGACAAUUCAGAUGAUGAAGAUGUUCAUAUAUUCAAGCCGAGAGGUCGUUCAAAAGUGGACGAGGCUUGGAACCCCAAAGCGCGAGUCGGUCCCCUUCUGCCCAAGAUGAAUAGGCCCGCGCGAGAAGGUACCAAGAAGCAGUCCGUGGAGAAAGUUCUCGAAGCAGCGGCAGCUAGAAGGCUACAUGAAAUACCUGAGAAAAUUAAUAAGUUUCCUAAGAGGCAAUACCGUCGCAGGAAAAUCAAACCGAAAUUAGACGUUCGUAGCCCAUCGACAAGCGGCACGUCGAUAGCAGGUACAUCGGCGUCGAUUCCCACCACACCAACUAGUAGUAGCAUCUCAACACCCAAACCCCGCAAGGGAAUGAAGACUGUCAAACAACGAUUAGGAAAAAUAUUGAAAAUUCAUAAAAUGAUACAUUAAUUUAUGAUUUAAAUUAGUUGGUUGAUUAUUUUCGGAGGUACAUUUGUUUUCAUCAUGUAAAGAGAUUAGAAUUACUGCAGUGAAUUAGAGUAUUUUGGAAAAAAUAUGUUGAUUUAACUAUGCAGAAACUGUUUAUUUAAAUUUGAAUAGAUGAUUUCAUUGUAAGACAUUGCCGUUUCUAGGUGACUUGUGCCUUCUAUUAGUUUACAUAGCAAUAGAGGCAAGAUUUUAUUUCAAAGGAAACUAAAUUAUCAUUUCGGCAAUUAGCAGUGGGAUUCUCAUCUUUCGAUACGUCUCGUAUCGAGAUGAUUAUAUUUGGUUGGCAUACUGCGAUUCUUAUGUAAAAUAUUUCUCUAUUCGAUACAUAACGUGUCGAGUUUGCAUGUAAGGAUCCCAUUAUCUUCUUUUUUCCUUGUGUUCUUUAGCUGUAUGGGCUCAGUUUUUCACUAGCACUAUCUGAGAUCUACCUAGCUUGUCAAGAAG
Molecule: messenger RNA, 3266 nt
Organism: Psylliodes chrysocephalus
Lineage: Eukaryota; Metazoa; Arthropoda; Insecta; Coleoptera; Chrysomelidae
Source: the annotation of a GenBank genome assembly